AUGGACAUCAAAUCGAUAGUCGUCUCGACAGCUACGGCAAUAGCUACAGCCACGGCGACCGCUAUAGCGUCGGCCUCCCCAACAACAAGUGACACAUACGCAUUACCAACUCACACACCAGCGCUCUCUUCAGCAACGUCGACAGCUGGCACUAUCACAGGAUGGAUCUGUCUGGUGUGGUACUGUCUCAUCAUUUUUCUCAGCACGGUUGGAAUCACGUUGGUGUACAAACGCAACACGGUGGCCGAUGCUCCACGGUCCCCCUCAAUGACCAAUCCUCCGGGCGUGUCCAUUUUGCGUCCGCUCAAGGGCAUUGAUCCCGAAAUGGAAACGUGUCUGAUGGCUGCGUUUGAGCAGGAUUACCCUCUAUUUGAGAUCAUCUUCGCCGUGGAGAUGGCCGAUGAUCCAGCCAUCCCCAUUGUAGAACAGCUCAUUGCGCGCUACCCCAAUGUGGAUGCCCGUCUUCUGGUCGGAUCAGCCCACUAUGGACCCAACCCCAAGGUCAACAAUCUGGUCAAGGCGUACCAGCGGGCCAAGUACGACAUUGUCUGGGUUCUAGACGCCAACGUGUGGGUCACCCGAUCUGCCAUGGCCCGAUCCGUUGACAAAUUCAUCGAAAACCGCACCGUGGAACUCGUCCACCACCUGCCUGUCUGUGUGGCCAUUGACGAUGGCGUGGGAGCCGAGCUCGACGAAAUGUUCAUGCUCACAGCCCACUCCAAGUUCUACACGGCCAUCAAUUGGGCCGCUCUGGCUCCCUGCGUCAUGGGCAAGUCCAACAUGUACCGUCGAAGCUCGCUCAACAAGGCUGCCAAGAGCUUCAAUCCCAGCACAUUCAACCCCUUCACGCAAUGGGCAGCCAUGAGCGCUGCCAAGGUCGUGCAGCCGGCUGUGGGUGGCAAUCCCGAAUCGCUGGCAAUCUCGCCUCCUACUGCCGAGUCUCAGACCAUCUCGUCGUCGGCAGUGCACUCCACGACGCCUCAUUCGCGGUCAAACUCGCCUACCCACGAUACAGAAGAGAACACGGGUCUGCAGCAGUUUGCAAAGUAUAUUGCUGAAGACAAUAUGAUCGCUGAGGCUCUGUGGGGAGAGGGUGGACGAACGGCCAUGACCAGUGACUCGGUCGUGCAACCCCUGGCCAAAGUGACUCUGGCAGGCUAUGUCCAGCGACGAGUUCGUUGGCUGCGAGUCAGAAAGUUCAUGGUUCUGGCCGCCACUCUGCUGGAACCCACCACUGAGUCCAUUCUUUGUGGAAUCAUCGGCUCAGUGGGCUACUCGCUCAUCUUCAAGGGCGGCUAUUUCUCCUGGCCCUUCUUCUUCAUCCAUAUGGCUCUGUGGUGUCUGUCUGACUACUUCCAUUUCCACAACCUGCUCAGUUUCAGCAACCUGGACCGCCCCAAGCCGAACCAGACCAUUCCCUACUUUGCCAAGCGGUUCUACACCAACAAGCAUCAGCUCAACACCCCUAGUCUGCUGGGCAAGGGCAAGAACGUAAAUGGGCCCUUCGAGUCGCGUUUCGCGCUCCACUGGAUCUCCGUCUGGCUACUCAGAGAGUCCUUAGCCCUGCCCAUCUGGACCAUGGCCAUGCUUGGUCAGCAGGUUUUCUGGAGAAACAAGCCGUUCCGGAUCAAUGCAGACCUGUCUGCCGAAGAGAUUGAUCUCAAUUGA
This is a messenger RNA of Yarrowia lipolytica CLIB122, 1668 nucleotides long. RefSeq lists its product as uncharacterized. The record is from RefSeq and is a predicted model, not a curated record. Gene Ontology annotation, biological process: glucosylceramide biosynthetic process. Gene Ontology annotation, molecular function: ceramide glucosyltransferase activity. Lineage: Eukaryota; Fungi; Ascomycota; Dipodascomycetes; Dipodascales. Gene Ontology annotation, cellular component: membrane.